AUGCCACCUAUUCAUCAUUACACAGGAGAUGAUCCACCAUUUCAUCCCUCAUUCACUCCUUCCCCUUUCAACUCUCCUCCAUGGAAUCGGAGUGAGAUAUCUGGGUAUGAUCCUUCCGAGAUUAUUGGGAAGAGGACGGAAUUGGUGAGACGGGCAACGGCGCUGGCUGGAUUGUCCUGGUGGCAACUCCUUUGCGUCGUCGUUGGUGGUCUGGGAGCUUUAGGGAUAGUAGGAUGGGUAUGGAUGAAACAUCGUAAGAAAUCAAGGGAAAACAUUGCCAAAGCCCAACAAUUAGAUAAAGAAGAACAACAAGCUGCUCUGGCUGAAAAACGUCGAUUGGAGGAAGAAGCAAAACUUGAAGCUAAGGCGAAACGUAAAGCGGAGAGGAAGAAAAAGAAAAGAAGGAGAAGGAGAGUGGAAUCGGAUAGUGAGACGGAAAGCGAUACGGAUUCCAGUUCGAGUUUUGAUUCAGAAACAGAGACUGAUACGGAUGAUACGGAGUAUGAUUCAGUCUCGGAUGGUGGGACGAUACGAAGGAGACGAAGACCGAGAAGGAGGUACGGACAAGGACGUCGGGGUAGGAGAGAGAGGGAUAGAAGAAGAGGAAGAAGAGAUAGGUAUCCUCCUAGAAGAAGAAGUUUGACACCGGAUUCGAUGGAGAAUGGGGGGAAGGAUGGGACAUUGGGGAGGAGAGAUUCGAUUUGGAAAAGAUUUUCAACUGCUAGUGCUGUCAAAAGGGCUGCUUUACAAUUGAGACAAUUGCAAAGGAGAGUGGAAAUGAGAAAAGAACAGGAAGUGGUGAGAGUGGAAGAGAGGAAAGGGAUAGAGAGGAGAAAGAAAGUCGAUGAAGCGAAUAGAGAGUUGGACGAGUGGAGCGCUAGGGAGAGAGAAGGGAGGAGGUUGGCAGGCAAUAGACAAGGAUCGGGAGGUAGUGGUAAUCCACUGAUCCCACCCGUCCGAACACCUCGAACUCAAUCCACCCUGUCCUCUGGAACACCAUCCCUCCCCAUCCCACCUCCCCGAGCAUACACCCGUCAACCCACCAGACUAAACUCCACCGAUCCCACUCACCCAUCCCGUCUGCCACACGCGCCUAAUAGGAAACCCACGGAGCCUCGGGAGCACCUGAGCAAACAACAAGCUGCCCAACUCCAAGCCCUCCAAGCUCGGAAACCUACCAAACAGUCGACGCUUGGAUUAGACCACGAAGUCGAUCAGUUACUAGGUGGAACGAGUUCGAAUAGUCGAAAACCGCUCAAACCAGCCCUUCGGAACCAGGAUCCUGAUCUAUCUCAACGAGGGAAACAUCAGUUGGAAAUUCCUCCAGUAGGUGAAAUACCUCCUGUGAACGAACCAGUAGUAGCGCCAUUGGUCGAAAGGGUCAAACAAACUUUCGCCAAUGCUUUCCAGUCUGAUUGGCUCUCGCAUCCCCUGCAGAACGCUUCGGUACCUCAAAGCCCAAGAACGACGAUUUUGAUUCCUAUGGGUAAUCCUAGGGAUCGACCAACGAUUCCGAAAGGCGCAUUGGCACCUGCGCCGCCACCAAAAGUAAGAAUGGCGACGGGGUCGGGAGGAGGUACACCUGGUUCAGGAUCAUCGGGCGGGAACAAAUGGGCUAAUAGAUUGAGGGAGCGAAGGUAG
Messenger RNA from Tremella mesenterica DSM 1558, 1641 nucleotides. RefSeq lists its product as uncharacterized. NCBI's taxonomy places the organism in Eukaryota, Fungi, Basidiomycota, Tremellomycetes, Tremellales, Tremellaceae. The transcript has 2 exons. Bases 1 to 1641 code for a protein of 546 amino acids. The record is from RefSeq and is a predicted model, not a curated record.